GACAAGGCUCCUGGUGGUGGGGACAAGGUUCCUGGUGGUGAGCACAAGGUUUCAGACAGUGAGGACAAGGUUCCCGGCGGUGAGGACAAGCUUCCUGGCGGUGAGAACAAGGUUCCUGGCGGUGAGAAGGUUCCUGGCGGUGAGGACAAGGUUCCCGGCGGUGAGGACAAGGUUCCCGGCGGUGAGGACAAGCUUCCCGGCGGUGAGGACAAGGUUCCCGGCGGUGAGGACAAGAUUCCCGGCGGUGAGGACAAGGUUCCCGGCCGUGAGGACAAGGUUCCUGGCGUUGAGGAGAAGGUUCCUGGCGGUGAGGACAAGGUUCCCGGCGGUGAGGACAAGGUUCCCGGCGGUGAGGACAAGCUUCCCGGCGGUGAGGACAAGGUUCCCGGCGGUGAGGACAAGCUUCCUGGCGGUGAGCACAAGGUUCCUGGCGGUGAGGACAAUGUUCCUGGCGGUGAGCACAAGGUUCCUGGCGGUGAGGACAAGGUUCCUGACGGUGAGGACAAGGUUCCUGGCGUUGAGGACAAGGUUCCUGGCGGUGAGCACAAGGUUCCUGGUGGUAAGGAAAAGGUUCCUGGCGUUGAGGACAAGGUUCGUGGCGGUGAGGACAAGGUUUCUAGCGGUGAGGACAAGGUUCCUGGCGGUGAGGACAAGGUAAAUAGUAACAUUACUACAUUACGCAGUUAGUACCUCUAUCUUAAUCCGUCAAGCUGCAAUGUGCGCACAUACGCCCAGUACUUUAUUAUUUUACUCUGUCUAAUGCCAGAUGAUUUUACUCAUCAAGGGAUAGUCUUGCGCUUGAUGCAUGGGUUAACCAUGCAAACAAUCUGUCAAUGUGCCUAGUUAACCUAUUAAGAUGCAAUGCACCCCAUAUUAUUUUAUUCCGUCUAAUGCCAGACGAUUUUACUUUCAAGGGGAGAGUCUUGCACUUUAAUGGGUUAAAUCGUCCAAUCACUCCAAUGGCAAAAAAGCGUGCAACGUUAGAAUUCAAUCAAUUUAUUACCGUUUUGACCACAUUGACAUUCCAAAAUCACACUGAAUGAGCGUGUAUUCAAACACAGUCAUUAAAAAGUUUAUAACGGUUCAGAUUGGCUAAAAUUUUAUGUAAAAUACAACAUAUGCGCGGUUCAUAUUUGACACUGUAUACAAGUUACAAAUAAACAGUAAAUAGUUCAAUAAAGCCGUUAAAAUAUAACUACUUGUGUUCCUCGCGCCAUUUCUACGCUCGUGUAUUAUAAACAGAUAUUUGGACAAAAACGCUUACCUUACGAGACUAUUAGAUAAGCGUUUGUACUGCAAUUAUUGAACUAUUUACUGUUUAUUUGCCCAUGAGAUACUGUAGCUUGUAAAACCAUCAAAUAAACAUAUUAACUAUAAUAAUACAUUUAGAUUGGCUGGGACGACCCCUGUGCACCGCCCUAUACAGUAUAUGAAUUGUAAUAUAAAUCAGUCUUUUACCAACGCUUGUGACCUUGUGUGCAUGUUUUUUCCGCGUGUAUUGAUGUUUUUUCUGCCACCUUCUAGCCGCGUACAUUCUUUUUCAGCAAUUUUGUGCUUGUUGAUCGACUUUUUCUGUUCCUUAACUUCUUUCCUCACCUCAUGUUUUGCCGACUACGAAAACAAUUUGUCGACUGGGAUUCAAUAAUUUGCCGGCUACCUGACGAGUGGGGGGUUUCCCCGCCCCCACCAUUCACCGCCGUCCCUGUAUUCCUCAUAUGUAACCGUUAUCCCAAGUCUAAUUAAUUUAUCAUUUCUUAUUUUAGGAUAGGAGUUUUUUCACAAAAGCUCAUGGAACAUUUGGCACGCCCGAUAACAAGACCUCAUUACGUCUUCUUUAUUAUCCUUUCGACAAUGAUUUAAAAGCGGGUCAACUACGCCUGGGGCAGCAUACUGAUUAUGGAACGAUUACAUUGCUAGUUCAAGAUCAAACCGGAGGACUUGAGGUAAGAUCAGGAUUCUAACCAACUGAGCUACAGAGUCCAGUUAUCGAACUCUAACCACAAGUUAGAGAUACUAGGGGACCUAUAGUUCAAAUUUUUUGCAGCUGUUCCUGGUUAGGUCUAAUAAAUGUGUAUAAAUUUACACUCGAUAAUAGAUAGCUUAAGAUCUACGACGUCGACGUCAGCUAGGACGUCAGGGCUAAGCAGAGGACUGUUAAAUAAGUCGAUAAUAGCUCAAGUAUACGACGUCAAAUAUUUAGGGCGGCAAGUGGAAGUAAAUUGGUAAUAGUUUUUGAAGUGUGCAUGCGUCUCUCUCAAUUUGCUCGUCGUCCACCAAACAUCGACAACCUAACAACAAGAGUUUUACCGUCGUAAAUACAAAAGCAUAACAAACGGUAAUGGUUCACACGUCUAUUUUAAACUCAUUUUCAAAAGAAUGUAAAUAUUUAUAGUUUAAAUGUCUACGUCGUAAGUAAUGUACGUCUACGUGGAAGUUUAUUUAUUGAGGACGACGUCCUAAUCCCAGUUCUCUGCUUAGUCCUGACGUCCUAGCUGAAGUCGACGUCGUAGAUCUUAAGCUAUCUAAUUUCCAUCUACAAAACCCUUCAUCUAGUAUUCAAUCGGGUGAGAUGCCAAACAAAUCUUGAUAAGAUCGGGUUUUACUGGGUGGCCGGUUCUAGGUGUUAACAUCGGCUUAUAAACCCUGAUCACCAGGGGCGCUGGAGCCACGAGGGCAACUGCCCCGUUGCUCAAACAUUGCGGGGGCAGCACGGGGGCAGCACGGGGGCAACAGGUUGCCCUUUCUGCCAUAACUGCACUUCAAAGUUUGUGCAUUAUUCACAGAAAUUAGAAUUUAGAACUUAAUUUUAAGCAAUGUUUAAAGAUGUGGUACAGUCCGUAUGUAAACAAAGGCUUUGUUUACAUUUCGGUAUCCAAUUAUAUUUUUAUAAUAUGCCAUUUGCAAUUCUGAACGCUGAUUGGCUAAGAGCCGUGUUGAUAUAACUCAAUGUCAACACGGAAACGUUGGAAAAUUUAUUUCUUUAUGUUCCUUUGUGCUAUAUUAUAAAACAAAUAUAAAACAUUUUUUCCGUAUUGAUAUAUAGUUAUAUCAACAUUCGUGGAAAUUCGGAAAACUCGAAAUUUUGUGAAAACACUCCGCCCUUUGGGCGUCGUGUUUUCACACAAUUUCUCGUUUUCCCAAUUUCCACUCGUGUUGAUAUAACGGUAUAUCAACACGGAAAAUGUUUUUUAUUUGUUAAAUAUUAAACUAUUUAUAUUUUGAUGACUCUAGAGUAUGAUAAAUUAUCAAGACACAACAAUCAAGCUUUGCAAGAACAUAAAAUGAAAUAAAAACGUAAAUAAACUGUUUGUAUAUAGUAAAAAGAGUGCCCGAUCCUUUGUGCACAUACGCAGAUCGGACUUUACAGCGUCUCAGUAAGCAAUCUUUGCUUAAUUUUUAAUCAGUUGUAGUAAAAUUGAUGCUAAAUCAAGCAAUAUACGUUCGUUCACUGGUUUUAUUUUGCACCUUUAGCACGGUGCAACGAAUAAAAUUGUUCAAAUUAAUGUCGAAGUUUGCCGACCCAUAAUAGCCACAAGUAAUCGAGUAACCAUACAGUAAAGUUUUAGCAAAUAUUGCUGUCAUUUGCUGCCCAAAAAAAUGAAGUGCCCUUUUGAAAUGGCUGCCCCCGCCGCUUCACAUUGCUUCCGGCGCCCCUGUUUUAAAGCCUGGAAAGUGAACUGCAGCGGUCAACAUUUUGAAUUUGGAGCUGCUUUUGAAUGUAGCUAGCUUUUUUAAACUUUACAUGAUAUCAAGGGAUUUGCAGGUCAUACUGGAAUUUUUCGGCUACGAUUGUUUACCAAUUGUCGAAGUUUACUACAAAUUGUAAACUUACUGUAACUGUUUACGUUUUUAUAGUACACUUUGAUAUUUGAGUAGAUAUGUGCAGAUGCGGCAGAGUAA
Messenger RNA from Paramuricea clavata, 3900 nucleotides. The record is from the annotation of a GenBank genome assembly. NCBI's taxonomy places the organism in Eukaryota, Metazoa, Cnidaria, Anthozoa, Malacalcyonacea, Plexauridae.